Molecule: messenger RNA, 1134 nt
Organism: Phragmites australis (common reed)
Lineage: Eukaryota; Viridiplantae; Streptophyta; Magnoliopsida; Poales; Poaceae
Product: FCS-Like Zinc finger 6-like
Exons: 2
Coding region: 257-799 (180 amino acids)
Source: RefSeq, a predicted model, not a curated record
UCCGCUCCUCUCCCUUCCCACCACCAGCGCGCAUCUCUUUUCCUCCCGCUUCACCCACCUCUCCCCCUCCACGGCCAUGGCCAUGGAGACCACCACCACCACCGCCUCAUACACCAUCUCCUCUAGCCCUCGCGCUAGCUAGCUUCUUCCCUAGCCCGACGCUGUAAGUAGUAUAAACAUAACCGUACGUUACGUGCAUAGGUGCAGAGCAGAGAGAGGGUACUAUAUACAUACAGGAAAGAGGAAGGUGAGGGAGAUGAUGCUGGGCAAGAGAUCCGGGAGGAAGGCGCCCUCGCGGCGCCCGAUGCAACGUACAACAAGCAUGACGGAGUUCGCGCCGCCGGACGUGUUGGCGGACGUGGCCGAGGAGGAGGACGAGGAGCUGCAGCUGCCGGUGCACGCCGAGGAGCAGGCGGAGGACCCCUACGGUUGGGCCGUCGGAGGGACCGCUGCGGCCGGGAGGGCGGACUGGCUGGCGGCGUACCGAGCCCGCGCGGCGCCGGCGCUCCGGCGGAACUCGGCCGACUUCUCGGCCGCCGAGACCGCCGCGUUCCUCCGCGCCUGCGGGCUCUGCAAUCGCCGCCUCGGCCCCGGACGCGACACCUUCAUGUACAGGGGGGACACGGCGUUUUGCAGCCUGGAGUGCAGGCAGCAGCACAUAACGAUCGAGGAGUGGAAGGAGAAGUGCGCGCUCGCGCCGCCGCCGUCGGCACCGGCGUCCAUGGCAGACCCGGUGGCGCCCGACAAGUCCAGCGCGGGCCCCGACAAGUCCGGCGCCGCCGCCGCCGCCGGAGCCUGACCGAGGCGAUGAGCUAGCUGGACCGCCACGUACAUACAUACACAUAUCUAUGUGUCAGCCUGGCCGCGCGCGGACCACCAUGCGUGGAGCUAUCAGCUAUGUAAUACUAUUCAUCUGCGCGCAUGCCUGCUCUCCCCGCAUGAAUUUGCAUUUUGAUGAUCAGUCCGGCGAUCGGCCUUCGCCAUGCAUGAUUUUGUCAUGAAUCGUACUACUAGUUACUAUCAACUUUCGAAACACCUUCGCAUAUUGUCCAUGGCGACAGUAGAUCGACCGAUCAGGCUUGAUUCCUCUUGUCCUUGUCAAGAUGCGAGCCACAUGUUGUAUGCUUCUGUUCA